Molecule: messenger RNA, 1560 nt
Organism: Spizellomyces punctatus DAOM BR117
Lineage: Eukaryota; Fungi; Chytridiomycota; Chytridiomycetes; Spizellomycetales; Spizellomycetaceae
Product: ribosomal protein S12
Exons: 9
Coding region: 1-1560 (519 amino acids)
Biological process (GO): translation
Cellular component (GO): ribosome; small ribosomal subunit
Molecular function (GO): structural constituent of ribosome
Source: RefSeq, a predicted model, not a curated record
AUGACGGACGUCAGUCUUAGCUCCCUGUCUGACAUCAAUAGUCGUUCCGCCUGUCCCCGUUGUGAGGGCUUUGGUUUUGCACACGAUUCCGUAGAAAAGCAUGACAAACCACUAAAGACUCGAUGCAAACGUUGCGCGACCUGUAAAGUAUGCGACGGAUCUGGCGUGAUAGUUGGAAAACUUCCAUGCUCACGGUGUAAAGCGCGUGGAUUUGUCCAUUCCAAAAAGGACGGCGCUAGAUCGCAUGGAACACUGGAGAGCUUGCGAUGUAUGGAAUGUCGUGACUGUAAAGAUUGCGAUGGAAUAGGAGUUUUGGACAUCAAGACCCUUCGACAACAGGAAAAAAGGAAAGCGGCGGCCAUGCAAAGAGAAAAGCAGCAGAAACUACAGCAGCAACAACAACUGCACACCCCUCCCAUGUCCCCCUUCCUCCCCCCACCCCCGAUCUUGUGGAAUCCGUUGCUCGGUCCACCACCACCACCACCACCGCCCUAUAUGCUGCCGCACAUGGUCACACCUGGAGCAAUGGUUGGAACAUUCCUCCCUCCACCACUGAUGACCGUACCCGCAAGCAAUGGAUAUCAGCUUCCGAACAUACCACCAUCAGGGACGUCUCAGCCGCCAGAGACAAAAGGGCGGACCCGACCACCUCGAACCCCACCCCGCCUAGACGAAAUGAGGACGCGAACCAAAUGUCCACGAUGUGAUGGUUACGGGUUUCGGCACGAUACCAGUGGGAAGCAUGACAAGAAGAAAGGGGAACGGUGUAAAGGUUGUGGGAAUUGUAAAGCAUGUCAAGGGAGUGGGCAGGUGUCAAAUAAGAAGGCAUGCACAUCCUGUCAAAUGACAGGGUUCACCCAUCCGGCAUCAUCCGAUCGUGAACAUGAUGCCCCUCAACAUCUCCGCUGCUUUUUUUGUAAAGACUGUGUAGUGUGCAAAGGGUUGGGUGUAGCAGAUGCUGCAACGCUGGGUUGGAACUCGAGAUCAAUCCUUCCUUCAUCCAUCAUGCUGUCGACAGUACGAUGCUUAGCCUCGAGAAGGCAUCCCCAAAUCCUGCGUACAUUGCCUAUUCUUGCCCGGCCAGUUCCUGCAGCGAGACCUAGCACUCUCGUCCCCCUUAUUCCCAAGCCUGUUCUGUCUUCAAAUCUCGUCCCUGCACGACAAAUGGCCACUCUCAACCAAGUCAUCAGCGGAAUCCGCAAAGACCGCAAGAAGAAGCCUGCCUCUCCAGCAUUGGAUGGUGCUCCGCAGCGCCGUGGUGUGUGUCUUAAAGUGUUUGCCGUGAAACCAAAGAAACCAAAUUCAGCCCAGCGAAAAGUCUGUCGAGUCCGAUUGACAACAGGAAAGGUUGUUAUUGCAUACAUCCCUGGCGAAGGACACAAUCUGCAGGAGCACUCUGUCGUCUUGGUGCGAGGUGGGCGUGUGUCCGAUUGUCCUGGUGUACGAUACAAGAUUGUUAGAGGUGCGUUGGAUUGCCAAGGGGUGGUGAACAGAACGAAAUCGAGGUCCAAAUACGGAACAAAGAAACCAAAGACUGGUGAUGCAGCAGGAAAGAAAUAG